AGCAAAGCCCACAGUAGAAACAAAUGUUUAAAGCCCAAAAAGUUGCAGCGUCAGUGGUAGAGAGUAUAUGAGACGAAGUUUGUUCAGUGUGUAAACCCUAGAAGAAAGGCACUGCACUGCACUUGUUCGUUUUCAUCUUCGCCGCCUUCCGAAGAUGAAGUUCAACAUUGCAAAUCCAACCACUGGUUGCCAAAAGAAGCUCGAGAUUGACGAUGACCAGAAACUUCGAGCCUUUUUUGACAAAAGGAUCUCCCAAGAGGUCAGCGGAGAUGCCCUUGGUGAUGAGUUCAAGGGUUAUGUGUUCAAGAUUAUGGGAGGAUGUGACAAGCAAGGGUUUCCAAUGAAGCAGGGAGUUUUAACUCCAGGCCGUGUUCGCCUUUUGCUUUACCGAGGUACUCCUUGUUUCCGGGGAUACGGAAGGAGAAAUGGUGAGCGCAGAAGGAAGUCUGUCCGUGGAUGCAUUGUUAGCCCAGAUCUCUCUGUUCUGAAUCUGGUUAUCGUGAAAAAGGGUGAGAAUGAUCUGCCUGGACUGACAGACACUGAGAAACCAAGGAUGAGAGGACCCAAGAGAGCUUCAAAGAUCAGAAAGCUCUUUAACCUUUCCAAGGAAGAUGAUGUUAGGAAGUACGUCAACACCUACCGAAGAAAUUUCACUACCAAAACUGGGAAAAAUGCGAGCAAGGCUCCUAAGAUUCAGAGACUGGUGACACCCUUGACUCUGCAAAGAAAGAGGGCGAGAAUUGCUGACAAGAAGAAGAGAAUUGCCAAGGCCAAGUCAGAGGCAGCUGAUUAUCAGAAGCUUCUUGCUUCAAGGUUGAAGGAACAAAGAGAAAGGCGUAGCGAGAGUUUGGCUAAGAAGAGGUCUAGACUCUCUGCAGCUUCUAAGCCAUCCAUUGCCGCUUAGUUCACUGGAAUGUAUUUCCUGCUAUUUUGGGUCUGAUUUUAGUUAUUGCUGGAUGUAUUACGUUGUUUUGGUAAUUUUGAGCAUUCCUUGAUAAUUUGAGUCUAUUUGGUAGUACUUCAAGAUUGAAGAUUUUUGUUACUUGACAAUCUUUUAUUUUAUGUUUUUCUU
Molecule: messenger RNA, 1072 nt
Organism: Lycium ferocissimum
Lineage: Eukaryota; Viridiplantae; Streptophyta; Magnoliopsida; Solanales; Solanaceae
Product: small ribosomal subunit protein eS6-like
Exons: 6
Coding region: 155-904 (249 amino acids)
Biological process (GO): translation
Cellular component (GO): ribosome
Molecular function (GO): structural constituent of ribosome
Source: RefSeq, a predicted model, not a curated record